This is a messenger RNA of Vigna unguiculata (cowpea), 2666 nucleotides long. It is a transcript of the gene CRR2, whose product is annotated as Tetratricopeptide repeat (TPR)-like superfamily protein. The record is from RefSeq and is a predicted model, not a curated record. Gene Ontology annotation, biological process: RNA modification. Gene Ontology annotation, molecular function: protein binding; zinc ion binding; RNA binding. NCBI's taxonomy places the organism in Eukaryota, Viridiplantae, Streptophyta, Magnoliopsida, Fabales, Fabaceae.
GAAAUUUAUCUUCUGCUACGGGUGACCCGUUUUAAUUAUUCAGAAGGGUGUACAGUAAGGAUGGCCCGUUUUGCAUCACUGAUUCACAUUCACUCACUUCACUUCUUUCUUUCUCUCGCACUCGCAUAACACAGCAACCCUUGAACCCUUGACGGAGAGGAAGCUCACGGCGUCGGCGGCCACAGCAACCCACAGAACUCUAGAGACACGGUGGUCACUGGUGGAGGAAGAAGCGAGUCACUGACGGAGACGAAGGUCACGGCGCCGGCGGCGAACCACGACGACGACGAGCGGCGGUAACCCAAGCGACGCAAACCCCCACCGUAGUUCAACUGUUUCGGUGUGAAAUAAGCUUAACAAGUUUCUUUGCUAAACAAAUUGAUGUGACAUUGGUUUGGAAAACCAUUGAAGGUUUUCCUUUAUAGCAGAAACACUGACGAAGCCUUUUGGGAGGAGAGUUGCAUCAAAAUAUUGUCUGAUGUGGGUGCUUCAGAUUCCCCAAAUUGUCAGACAUACUCCAUCUCAAAGCCACCUAUGUUGCAGUUCCCGUGUGUAUUCAAGAUUGCCUGUCACUUUUGCUUCAUUGAACCCUUCAACAAACCCCAUCAAAGACAUAAAGAGCAACAACAAUCAAUUGAUACAGUCAUUAUGCAAAGGAGGGAACCUUAAGCAGGCUAUUCAUCUCCUGUGCAUUGAGCCUAAUCCAACUCAGCAAACUUUUGAGCAUUUAAUCUAUUCAUGUGCCCAGCAAAACUCGCUCUCCGAUGGCCUUGACAUUCAUCGCCAUCUUACCAACAGGGGUUUUGACCAAGACCCGUUUUUAGCUACUAAACUUAUCAAUAUGUACCAUGAGCUCGGGUUUAUUGAUCGUGCUCGCAAGGUAUUUAAUGAAACGCUGGAAAGAACCAUAUAUGUCUGGAAUGCACUCUUCCGAGCGCUGGCAAUGGUGGGUCGUGGUGAGGAGCUGCUAGAUUUGUAUGCCCAGAUGAAUUGCACUGGGGUCCCAUCGGAUAGAUUCACGUAUACAUAUGUGCUUAAGGCUUGCGUUGUUUCAGAGCUGUCAGUCUGCCCUCUCAGGAAGGGCAAGGAGAUUCAUGCCCAUAUUCUACGACAUGGCUAUGAAGCAAAUAUUCAUGUUAUGACAACUCUGUUAGAUGUGUAUGCUAAGUUUGGCAGUGUGUCUUAUGCAAAUUCCGUGUUUUGUGCAAUGCCUACCAAGAACUUUGUCUCAUGGAGUGCUAUGAUUGCAUGUUUUGCGAAGAAUGAUAUGCCUAUGAAAGCACUGGAACUGUUUCAGUUAAUGAUGCUUGAGGCAUGUGAUUCAGUUCCAAAUUCAGUUACAAUGGUUAGUGUACUUCAAGCUUGUGGAGGCCUUGCUGCAUUAGAACAAGGGAAGUUGAUUCAUGGUUAUAUCCUUCGACGGGGUCUUGAUUCUAUACUGCCAGUUCUUAGUGCGCUUAUUACAAUGUAUGGAAGAUGUGGUGAGAUUUCGAUGGGACAGAGGGUGUUUGAUAGCAUGAAGAAUCGUGAUGUUGUUUCUUGGAAUUCUUUGAUUUCUAUUUACGGCAUGCAUGGUUUCGGAAAGAAAGCAAUCCAAAUUUUUGAGAACAUGAUCCAGCACGGAAUUUCACCGAGUUAUAUAUCAUUCGUUACUGUUCUGGGUGCUUGCAGUCAUGCCAGCCUUGUUGAGGAAGGAAAGAUUUUAUUUGAAUCCAUGCUUAGUAAGUACAGGAUCCAUCCUGGUAUGGAGCAUUAUGCUUGUGUGGUGGAUCUUCUUGGACGAGCUAACAGGUUAGAUGAAGCGAUCGAACUAAUAGAAGAUAUGCAUUUUGAACCCGGACCCACAGUUUGGGGUGCCCUUCUUGGAUCUUGUAGGAUUCACUGUAAUGUUGAACUUGCGGAGAGAGCAAGUAGUAUGCUUUUUGAGUUGGAGCCUAAGAAUGCUGGAAAUUAUGUGCUUUUAGCCGAUAUUUAUGCGGAAGCUAAGAUGUGGAGUGAAGCAAAGAGUGUGAUGAAGCUACUGGAAGCUCGUGGCCUUCAAAAGCUUCCCGGUUGCAGCUGGAUUGAAGUGAAAAAGAAGGUAUACUCGUUUGUCUCUGUUGACGAGCAUAACCCACAAAUUGAAGAGGUUCAGGCUUUGGUAGUUAAGUUGUCAACUGAGAUGAAGGAGCAGGGUUAUGUCCCUCAUACAAAUGUUGUUCUCUACGAUCUUGAUGAAGAAGAGAAGGAAAGAAUUGUACUGGGACACAGCGAAAAGCUUGCAGUUGCCUUUGGACUCAUUAAUACCGCAAAAGGUGAAACCAUAAGGAUCAGAAAAAACUUGAGAUUGUGUGAAGACUGUCAUGCUGUUACAAAAUUUAUUUCCAAAUUUGCUAACAGAGAGAUUCUUGUAAGAGACGUGAAUCGAUUCCAUCAUUUUAGGGAUGGAGUUUGUUCCUGUGGUGACUAUUGGUAGUUUUUGGCUGUUACAAUGCUCAAGAAAGUAUUUUUAAAAUAGUAGCAGAGAUUAAAAUAGUGGCUUCAAACACUAUCAGUUCCAGUUCUGGUGUAGAUUUAUUGUCUUUUUUAAAUGAGCUGGAAUAAUUUUACUUAAAAAAUCACAACCAUUCUAACAACUUUCUGAUAUAUUCUUUUAUACCAUGUCAAAGAAUUAACUUUUCUUGAAA